Spirometra erinaceieuropaei is the source of this 4712-nucleotide messenger RNA. Lineage: Eukaryota; Metazoa; Platyhelminthes; Cestoda; Diphyllobothriidea; Diphyllobothriidae. The record is from the annotation of a GenBank genome assembly.
AUGGCCAAUGCCGAAGUGUGGAACACCUGGGGCUCCAUUUCGCGACCUGUUGGUUAGGUGUCCAACGCCCCUAACCACUGAGCCACAGGCUCGUUUUCCUAUAUAUCGCGAUCAGGAAGUGUGUUUCCGAUUCUUAAAGAUUAUCUAAGUAGAGUUGUAAAAUUACUCAUCGUGCAACACAACCACAAAAUAGCUGGUUGGAUGCCGACUUUUAAAUGGGCUUCUUCCGGGCCGCCUGCGAGCACUACGCUUUGUGGAAAUGACUACUUGAGUAGCAGAGAGUUCUGCAACUAAUUUUCUAUGCCCAUAUAGAUUCAAUCUUUGUUUUAUAGAAAACGCAUACAAUAAUAUUCUCUCUUGUACUCGUUUGUUGAAAAAUCACGGCAAGAGCGAGAAAGUGCUAGUUUCAUAGGUCCAACCGUCGGCCGGCCGAUUGCUAAAUGGUUGGGGGGUAGUUCACACAAGAUCAAUAUAAAUAUAUUGAAUGGGGGUAGAAAGGAUAUGAGACGGUAGCCACGUUGCCGUCGUCGUCCGCGUACGGAUGGCUGGGUAUGCGCAUCCAGCUCGGUCAAUAGACGCUAGCUAUCCACUCGGCUGCCACGGCUCCUCACCCCCUCACUUCUGGCCUCCGGAUUGUUCGCUGAGCUGUCCCCCUUGACUUUCUCUCGCGUAGUUUCGCCGUUCAUGGGGAAUUCCGGAUAUCUAGAGAGGAACUUUUCCGGAAGUGCCCAGCUGGGAAGGGCCAGCCUGCUAUUACGGAUGCCCACCUCUUCCACGACCUCUUCUAUGAUGGCUAAGGCCUGAUUGGGGGAGGAAGGGAGGAGAGCGGGAGAGGAAAUGGAUCAGGAUACCGUUCCCAAAUAAACGCAAACAUCCGCUUUCGGAAAAUACCGAUUUUAAAAAAUCAGUCUACAUUAAGACCAUACGAAGACAAUAAUAAAAGACCUUUAGGGGUCGCAUCAUAGCAAAUAAAUAUAAAUUUUCAAGUGUAUUUUAGAGCAAUUAGAGAAAUUCUGCACAUUAUUCAAUUUUCGGUUGUAGAAUAAACAGUUACAUAUAAAAACGGUCAGCGAGCAGUGAAGAAAACUCCCGAUGAAAUAAGCUAGAUGCAUAUGAAUUGGCUAACUUUUAGGGAUAAAAAACUGCCACUCAUGAAAGGGAAGAUAUGCGUGUCGAACAAUAUUGGCCUGCGUAUGGUAUUUUAUAAGGGAUUCACAAGGUACAUCGGCAUGACAGAACUUCCUAAACCGAAUGAGGUUAUCGGCCUUGAGGUGACAAGACAAAGGAACCUAGUCGCGAUCGGAUACAGUCCGUUUAGAGUCUAGCCGAGGGUGGGAAAUUAAGCGCUAGGGCGGUCAUCAGAGCGUACAGUGGAGAAUGCGACCUCGAGACAUCUUCGCUGCACGACCAAACUACUAGCAAAUGGCGAAAGCGGCGGAUUCAUGUCGUGGUCGUCAACAGACCACCUGGGGUCGAAAUGAGGAGUUGAUGUGGCGGUUCUCGGUGCAGAUUUCCUCGCCGCUUUCGAUCUUCUGGUCGACUGCCGUCAGUCACGUCUACACGACAAGACCACCAACCUCACUGUCCGGGGUAUCUCUUCCUCCGACGCCUCCCGUCAUCUUGCCGUCUUGGACCCUGAACCCGAGAAUCCAUUUCGGCAACUCCUCGCCAAAUACCCCGGCCUCACUCGUCCCAACUUCAACGUUUCUGUUCCACCACAUGACGUUGUUCACCACAUUCGGACCACCGGCCCUCCCGUGUUUUCUCGUCCCCGCCGUCUUGCUCCCGCGCGUCUUGCGGCUGCUAAAGCAGAAUUUGACCACAUGCUGCAACUAGGGAUUAUUCGACAGUCUGACAGUCCCUGGGCAUCUCCUUUGCACAUGGUUCCUAAACCAAAUACGGAUGAUUGGCGUCCUUGUGGCGAUUAUAGAGCCCUAAACAAUAUCACUAUGCCCGAUCGGUACCCCGUUCCUCAUCUUCAGGACUUUGCUGGAGCCCUUUUCGGCAAAACCAUUUUCUCGAAGAUCGAUUUGGUGCGGGCUUUUCAUCAAAUUCCGAUUGCGGCUGAGGACAUUCCCAAAACGGCAGUGACGACUCCUUUUGGCUUGUUCGAGUUCCUUCGUAUGCCAUUUGGUCUCCGAAAUGCCUCACAAACUUUCCAACGUUUCAUUGACCGUGUUUUACGUGGCCUUCCAUUUGUUUAUGCGUAGAUUGAUGAUGUUCUCGUCGCCAGUCGAGAUGUGGAGGAACAUCUCCAUCACCUUACCCUGCUUUUCGACCGAUUUCAGCAGUUUGGUGUCACCCUGCAUCCUUCCAAAUGUGUCCUAGGAGCCACUUCUCUUGAGUUCUUAGGUCACCUGAUAGACUCAAACGGCAUUCGGCCUCUUCCCUCAAAAGUUGCCGUCAUUCGGGACUUUCCACCUCCUACCUCGAAGCGUCAGUUGCAACGGUUUCUUGGUAUGGUGAAUUUUUAUCGCCGGUUUCUCCCGAACUGUGCCGAUACCAUCCUACCUCUGACCAAUCUCCUCUCAGGUCCCAAACGCACCUUUGAACUUACAUCAGCCGCACUCACGUCAUUUGAGCAGGUAAGAGACCUUCUGGCUGACGCCACCCUCCUGACUCACUUUCACGCUGAUGCACCCAUAUCUUUGAUGGUCGAUGCCUCCAAUGUUGCUGUUGGCGCGGUUCUUCAACAAAGUCUGCCGGAUUCUACCGUGCCUUUGGCUUUCUUCUCCAAGAAACUAUCCAAAGCCGAAACUCGCUACAGCACAUUCGGACGUGAACUUCUCGCCGCUUAUCUUGCCGUAAGGCACUUCCGGCAUUUACUCGAAGGUCGAGAGUUCACAAUCCUCACUGAUCAUAAGCCACUCACGUUUGCAAUACAUUCCCACUCUGACAAGCUAAGUCCCCGGGAGAUCCGUCAACUGGACUACAUUUCGCAGUUCACUUCAGACAUCCGCCAUAUUGACGGGUCACGGAAUGAGGUGGCUGACGCACUCUCAAGGCCCUCUAUUGCUCAUCUUCAGCUCUCACCCGGGAUAGACCUCGCUGAGAUGGCCGCUGAACAACGCCGUGUCGGUCCACCCUGUGAUGAGGAUGUUUCCGGACUCCAACUUCAGGAACUACCACUGACGACUGGCAACGGCACCAUCUUAUGCGACGUAUCCACCCCUUCCCAUCGUCCAUUUGUGCCUCCAUCUCUCCGCCGCAAAGUUUUCUCCUCCCUGCACAAUCUCUCUCACCCUGGGAGUCGAGCAACCGACAAGCUGGUUUCCGACCGCUUUGUCUGGCCUGGAAUGCACAAGGACCUGAAGGCAUGGACACGGGCUUGUAUCGCCUGUCAACGGAGCAAGAUCCAGCGGCACAACAAGGCCCCCAUUGGCACCUUCCCUGGCCCUGGUGCAAGGUUCAGCCAAGUUCACCUGGACAUUGUAGGCCCCCUGCCUCUGUCCAAUGGCUGCUCCUAUCUCCUUACCUGCGUGGAUCGAUUCACCCGGUGGCCGGAAGCUAUUCCACUGCCUGAUGUCGCAGCUCCAACGGUCGUCAAGGCUUUCCUCAGUCGUUGGGUUGCCAUUUUCGGUGCUCCCUCCAUUAUCACGACUGACCGUGGUGCCCAAUUUGAGUCUAACCUCUUCCAGUCUUUACUCUCCCUUUUAGGCUGUAAUCGCAUCCGCAAUACAGCCUAUCAUCCGGCGGCCAACGGGAUGGUCGAGCGGUUCCACCGCCAGCUGAAGGCCUCCCUACGCGCCGCGACCGAUCCGGAGAACUGGACGGACCACCUUCCCCUGGUCCUCUUGGGCAUCCGCUCCGCUCUGAAGCCGGACAUUGAUUGUUCCGCAGCUGAACUGGUGUUCGGCUCCACCGUCCGACUCCCCGGUGAGAUGAUCUCGCCAACCCCUCAAGGUGCAGUUGAGGAUCCUACCAACCUCCUGCAUCGCCUCCGGCAGUUUAUGCGGACGCCUUCCCCGGUUCCUCCCAGGUCCUCCGCCUCUCCGUCUUAUCUCGAGAAGGACUUGGCAACGUGCUCUCACGUCUAUCUCCGAUGUGAUCGAGUCCGCCGACCCCUGGAACCACCCUACGAUGGCCCCUUCCGAGUUAUCUCUCGUGGGACGAAGAACUUCCGCAUCCAACGCGGCACUCGCGAGGAGGUCGUGAGCGUGGACCGUCUCAAAGCUGCCGUCCCUGACAUUCCUCCGGAUGAGUCCUGUGGUCCCCUACCCCCUGCUCCGCCUCCCCGACCCUCUAUUCCUCCGUCCCGUAUACUUCCUCUGCCCCCAUGUCCGCAACCCACAACUGCCACCACUCCUUCAUCAACCAGCAACACUGUAACCGCGAGCCAUACUCACUCUACUCCUGUGCCCCCUGUAUAUAUCACCCGUAGUGGACGCCAUGUUCAUUUUCCUGACCGUUUGGUUACUCAUGUUUUUUAGACAUCAACAGUUCCUUCGGCGCCGCUACGCGCCACCUUCGGCCUAGCCGGGGGGUACUGUGGCGGUUCGCGUCUCCUUGCCUUCCGCCUUUGUCACGCUGCUGUCCGCCUCACACUCCGUGUCGAUACGCUCCUGGGACGCGCGAGUGCUCAAAAGCCAAUCAACGCUGUCCCAACUCUGAUUGGCUGGCGGACGUGGAGACAACAAAGGGCGCACACACGCGCAGACAACACCUCGAAGGCGGACACAGACAACGGCUUGCUUGGAGCGCGCUCGCGGUGA